CCCCCCCCCCGGGGCUCGGACCCGCGCCCAGCGCUGGGCUCCGCGGGGCUGCGUCUGAUGAGAAAUGGAAAUCUGGCUCAAAGUCAUCCUUCCUGUUGUUGACAUCACCUGAGAACUCCGCUGAAAAAAUAUUUCCAGGAGUUUACUGCAAGCGGCGGCUUCCCCUGAGGACUCGGCGCCUUGAGCAGUGUGCUGCACUGUGGUACAGGCACCCGCUGUGUCAGUCAGCACAGGAGAAGACUGAAGCUGGCAUCCCCAUUGUCCCCAGCCAGAGGCUGCCCUGCAAGACACAGCUGUGAAAUGUUCAUCAGAAAAAACUGAAGGGUAGAUCCUUAAAAGUCCAGAGGAUGGCAUAGCAACAACGUCACCAUCCAGGGAGCUGGCAGUCCUUCCUUGCCUGUCUGCACGGUGCUUGCACCGAUCCCAAGCCUUUGUUUUUGGACCGAAGAAACCUGAAAACCUCUCUCUCCUAAUUCAUGAGCCAGCAGGAUGUGGUCGCUGUGCUUUCAGAACGCCUGCUCGUAGCUGCCUACAAAGGCCAAGUGGAGAAUGUGGUGCAGCUUAUCAACAGGGGUGCCAAGGUAGCCGUUACCAAGCAUGGCCGGACUCCCCUGCAUCUUGCUGCCCACAAGGGUCAUCUCCACGUUGUCCAGGUUUUGUUGAAGGCAGGUUGUGACUUGGAUAUUCAGGAUGAUGGUGAUCAGACAGCGUUGCACCGGGCUGCUGUUGUAGGGAACACUGAUGUUAUAGCAGCUCUGAUUCAAGAGGGCUGUGCUUUGGACAGACAAGACAAGGAUGGGAACACUGCUCUUCAUGAAGCUUGUUGGCAUGGAUUCAGUCAGUCUGCCAAAGUGCUCGUUAAAGCUGGAGCCAACGUUCUUGCCAAGAACAAGGCAGGUAACACACCUCUUCACCUGGCUUGCCAGAACAGCCAUUCCCAGAGUACUCGUGUUUUGUUACUUGGAGGAUCUCGAGCAGACCUUAAAAAUAAUGCAGGAGAUACCUGUCUGCAUGUGGCUGCUCGUUAUAAUCACUUGCCCAUCAUUAGGGUGCUGCUCAGUGCUUUCUGUUCUGUCCAUGAAAAGAACCAGGCAGGGGAUACUGCACUCCACGUAGCUGCUGCUCUGAAUCACAGGAAGGUGGUUAAGCUGUUGCUGGAGGCAGGGGCUGAUGCAUCUGUUGUCAACAAUGCAGGUCAGACCCCUCUAGAAGUUGCCAGGCAGCACAAUAACCCUGAGGUUGCACUUCUUCUCACAAAAGCAUCGCAGGUCUCACGCUUUAAUCGUGGAAGAAGCCUGAGGAAGAAAAGAGAGAGGCUGAAGGAGGAAAGGCGAGCUCAGUCGGUGCCACGGGAUGAAGUGGUACAGAGCAAGGGCAGUGUCUCAGCUGCUGACGACACACCGAGCAGUGACCAGCCGCCACAGAGGAAGAGUGAUCCGAAGGAUGAGCCCCGGUCAACCUCACCAGACCCCAAGGGGAAGAAGAGCAAAAAGAAAAAGCCGAAGGAAAAGGUGUCAGCCCUCUCGGACCCCAUCUCCCCAGCGGAUCAGCAGACGCUGCCGCAGCCCCAGCAGAACGCGGCGAAGCGCCGGAGCAAACACCACUGCCCCUCCCCGCCCCCGCCCCACCAGGUCCGAGCCUACCAGCUCUACACGCUCUACCGGGGGAAGGAUGGGAAGGUGAUGCAGGCACCAAUAAAUGGAUGUCGUUGUGAGCCCCUGAUAAAUAAACUGGAGAAUCAGUUGGAGGCAACAGUGGAAGAGAUAAAAGCUGAGUUCGGAACAGUACAAGAUAAGAUGAAUGUUAAGCUGGGCCAGAUGGAAAGCAAAACUCAGCAUCAACUCCGUGUUUUGGACAAGCUGAUGGCUGAGCGGCUGUCUGCAGAGAGAGCAGAGUGCCUGCACCGCCUGCAACAGCAUGCUGAGCUGGAGAAAAACGAGGGGGAGAAACGGCAGACGUCCUUGGUUGAUGAGCUGAAGACUUGGUGCAUGUUGAAGAUUCAGAAUCUGGAGCUCAAGCUUUCUGGAGACUCCAGGUCAUCGAGACCAAAAUCAACUUUGUCCACUUGUGAGUCUCUCACAGAGACCCUGGAUACUGAGAACAACCCCCACAGUGCCAAGGACUGCAAAGCCACCCAGCCUGCACUGCAGCCAGAGGGCUCCCACCAGCAUUCCUACAUCGCGCUCCCAAAUAGCCUCUCGGACGACGGGGGAAGGAGCAGAGUCCAAAUGCCAGAACAGAGCUUUGGGCAACAUUUUUGCGUUCAGCAAGAUGGUGUGUCAGGUACAGAGCAGCAGUUAAUCGUUGGUGGUCCAGUCUCUUCUUCUGCCCUUGCUCAAGAUGUCAGGCCAAAGGACAAAGCUGCUAGUGCCAGCACGUUCCACAGGUUCCAGCAGGAGUUGCCCUCCUCUGAGGUUUUGGCCUCCAAAUUAAGACACGUUAAGGUUCAAGCUGCUUUGCAGCCUUUGAGUGAACCUUCGAAGACUGAACCACAGAGUGGCCACUUCAUCGACAAGGGAACUCAGACAAAGAAGUCCGUCAGAAGCAGUCAGUCAAGGCACAAAGCUCUGCACCACCCGGGGGCACAUCAGAGCCAGGAGCAGCAGCCCUGUGCCCCACCUGCAGGACAGCCUGCCCCAGCACUCAGAGACACCUCCCAGGCUCUGGAGAUAACACAGUACUUCUUCGAGGCUGUUUCCACCCAGAUGGAGAAGUGGUAUGAACGGAAGAUAGAAGAAGCCCGAUGCCAAGCUAAUCAGAAAGCACAGCAAGACAAAGCUGCGCUCAAGGAACACAUCAAAAGCUUAGAAGAGGAGCUCAGCAAAUUAAGGACUAAGGUGCAGAAGGAGAGCUAGCACCUACCAAGCAGGUACAGAUGAGCAGACUCACAGAAUCAUUCUGGUUGGAAAAGACCUUUAAGAACUUUGAGUCCAACCAUGGGACUCAUUUUGGAACCUGUUGUAUAGGGAUCUGGAAUAUUGUUAUAUACAUUUGUAGUGUCUGUUACAUCCAAACAAUGCUCUUUUUCAGGAGUAGAAAUAAUUUUGGAAACUCCAGAACCAAGGAGAAUUCAUAUGCAGACUACUGAUGACAAUGAGAUGCUGCAGAUUAGAUCCUUUCUUUGUUAUUUCCAGGAGUCUGUUAAAUAUUGCACUCUCCAUUCCAGGUGCUGCCUGAAGACACAUUGCAUUAGAAACCAAAACUGCUUUCUGAAAAGGGAAUUUCCUUAUUUCCACAUAGGUCAUGUGUGGCUAGCGGCUUCCACUGUGUGCUACACAUAAACAUGUGGCUGUACCAAUACUGAACUGAAGUAAAUCCGGGAUGCUUGAGAGCUUUUGACAGGAAUUCCUCAGUGAUGAAGGGCUAUUGAUACUAUUUUAGGUGCACCCCAUGGCCUCUCUUUAGUCAGGAGAGAGAAGCUACAGAACCAACUCCAACUACAAGCCCAGGCAGGUGACAGAUGGAGGCUUCCAGCUGGGAGAGGCCAGGCUGCCAUGAGUGAGGUGCUGAGGUGAGUUACCCAUGAGGUACAGAGGCUGCAGUUGCCACUUUGCUCUUCUUUUGGUUUCACGUUAUUAUAACAAAUGCUACAUUAGAUUUGUCUUUUUUUAAUGCUGUCUUGAUGGCAAAGCUUGUGGUUACAUGCUUGCCAGGGCCAUACUUGAGUAAUCUGAGUUUUGUUUAGGGCAUGGAUGGCAAGUAUUUUACCAUAACCAUGCUCUACUUGUUAAGUGUAAUUGUUUAUAUAAAUCUCUUUCCCCUCAAGCAGCAAAUGUCUGAAUUCUCUACUACUGAAGAAGCUUGAAAAAGUCCUUUAUCUAAACACACAGGUUCCCUGGAUUUUCUCCCAGACACCUUGUCCACACUGUCUCUUCAUUGAUCUGAAUGAUUCCUCUCUAUUUUCCCUUGUAUCUCAAAAAAGAGGCUGGGCCCUGGCGAGUUUACUGGUCUCAGGACUGGUUUCACCAACAGACCCACAAAACAGAACUCAACACCAUUU
Molecule: messenger RNA, 4000 nt
Organism: Apus apus (common swift)
Lineage: Eukaryota; Metazoa; Chordata; Aves; Apodiformes; Apodidae
Gene: ANKRD6
Product: ankyrin repeat domain 6
Exons: 18
Coding region: 477-2855 (792 amino acids)
Cellular component (GO): nucleus; cytoplasm
Molecular function (GO): protein binding
Source: RefSeq, a predicted model, not a curated record